Molecule: messenger RNA, 3559 nt
Organism: Cuculus canorus (common cuckoo)
Lineage: Eukaryota; Metazoa; Chordata; Aves; Cuculiformes; Cuculidae
Gene: CLASRP
Product: CLK4 associating serine/arginine rich protein
Exons: 31
Coding region: 132-3506 (1124 amino acids)
Biological process (GO): cellular response to stress; non-canonical NF-kappaB signal transduction; innate immune response
Cellular component (GO): cytoplasm
Molecular function (GO): RNA polymerase II cis-regulatory region sequence-specific DNA binding; DNA-binding transcription factor activity, RNA polymerase II-specific
Source: RefSeq, a predicted model, not a curated record
CAUGACGUAGAGGGAACCCGCGGGGCUGCGGGGAGGCCACGCUCCCUCCCUGCGCGGUGACGUCACCCGCGGUGGCCAAUGGCGGCGCGGCCCGCGCGGGGGAUUUCCAGCUACGGCGGCCCCGGUGGGACAUGGCGCUGCCGCCCGGAGCUGCCCUGCAGGAUCCCGGCUUGGCUAUGGCACACGCGGCUCCCGGUGCCGGGUUUCCCUUCGCAGAUGAUUUAGAGAUCAUCGAGGAGGUGAUGAAGGAGGACGGUUUCCAGCUGGAUCCCAUCCCCGUCUCCCCCAAAGCCAAGCUGGUGGCCCGCGGCUCCAGCCCCGUGGUGGCCACGCGGCCGCCGCGCCCACUUGAGCCGUGCCAGUCGGCACCGUACGGCGCCGCGGUGCUGCUGGCCGACGCCCGGUCCCCGCCGCUCGCCCAUAGCCUCAGCGCCCUCUCGCUGUCACCCAAACUGGUGCCACGUGGCACAACGGGGACCGGUGGGCGGCACCGCUGGUCUCCGGCUACCGGACACGGGAAAGAACAACUGGAGGAGCUUCUGGAGCCACCAAAGCUGGUGAUCACCGAGCAACCCAAGCAGCGCGGCAUGCGCUUCCGCUACGAGUGCGAGGGCCGCUCGGCCGGCAGCAUCCUCGGCGAGAGCAGCACCGACGCCACCAAGACCCUACCGGCCAUCGAGCUUCUGAACUGCCAAACGAUCCCCGAGGUGAAGGUGACGGCGUGCCUGGUGUGGAAGGAUUGGCCCUACCGCGUCCAUCCCCACGGGCUGGUGGGCAAGGACUGCCACAACGGGCUCUGCGAGGUGGUCCUCAAACCCCAGACCAACGCCAAGCACAGCUUUAGCAACCUGGGCAUCCAAUGCGUGAAGAAGAAGGAGAUCGAGGCGGCGAUCGAGAAGAAGCUGCAGUUGGGUAUUGACCCUUUCAAAGCCGGUUCCCUCAAGAACCACCAGGAGGUGGACAUGAACGUGGUGAGGAUCUGCUUCCAGGCUUCCUACAAGGACGUCUCCGGGCAGACGCGGCAUCUCAGCCCUGUGCUUUCGGAACCCAUCUUUGACAAGAAGUCCACCAACACUUCGGAGCUACGGAUCUGCCGGAUGAACAAAGAGAGCGGUCCUUGCACGGGCGGCGAGGAGCUCUACCUGCUGUGUGACAAGGUCCAGAAAGAGGACAUCGCGGUGGUUUUCCGGAAGGAGACGUGGGAGGCCCGGGCGGACUUCUCGCAGGCCGACGUGCACCGCCAGGUCGCCAUCGUCUUCAAGACGCCGCCCUACCAGCACCUGGAGUUGGUGGAACCCGUGGAAGUGGAGGUCUUCUUGCAACGGCUGACGGACAGCGUCUGCAGCGAGUCCUUCCGCUUCACGUACCUUCCCAAGGACCACGACGCCUACGGAGUGAACGUCAAGCGGAAGCGCGGAAUGCCCGACGUCCUCGAGGAGCUCUCGGGCUCAGAUCCCUACGGGAUUGAAGCCAAGCGGAGGAAGAAGCCACCGGGAUACAUGGACCACUUUGCCCCGGUGGCAGGGAGCCCCCAGCCCAGCUCCGCCUGUCCCCUGGGCUCCAGCGCCAGGAUGUGGCACGAGGCCCGCAAGCACGAGCGCAAGCUGCGGGGGAUGAUGGUCGACUACAAGAAACGUGCGGAGCGGCGCCGCGAGUACUACGAGAAGAUCAAAAAGGACCCAGCGCAGUUCCUGCAGGUGCACGGCCGGGCCUGCAAAGUCCACCUCGACUCGGCCGUCGCGCUGGCGGCCGAGAGCCCCGUCAACAUGAUGCCUUGGCAAGGGGACACCAACAACAUGAUCGACCGCUUCGACGUGCGGGCGCACCUGGACUACAUCCCCAUGUACACCCCACCCCUGCUGAACCCCAUCUCCCCAGAACAGGAAUCUGAUGAGCGGAAAUGCAACUACGAGCGGUACCGAGGGCUGGUGCAGAACGACUUUGCUGGCAUCUCGGAGGAGCAGUGUCUCUACCAGAUCUACAUCGACGAGCUCUACGGGGGCCUCCAGAAGCCAAACGAGGAUGAGAAAAAGAAGCUGGCGGAGAAGAAGGCCUCCAUUGGCUACACGUACGAGGACAGCACCGUGGCCGAGCUCGAGAACUCCCUGGAGAAGCACGGAGAGGAGGAAGACUCCGAGGAAGAGAGCAACACAGAUGAAGAUGAAGUCAUCCCUGAUAUCGACGUGGAAGUGGACGUGGAUGAGCUGAACCAGGAGCAAGUGGCCGACCUGAACAAGCAAGCGACCACGUACGGCAUGGCAGAGGGCGACUUCGUCAGGAUGUUGCGGAAAGACAAAGAGGAGGCGGAAGCAAUUAAAAAUGCCAAAGCUCUGGAAGAGGAAAAGGCAAUGUACUCGGGCCGUCGCUCGCGCCGCCAGAGGAGAGAAUUCAGGGAGAAACGCUUGAAAGGGAGGAAAAUCAGCCCACCCAGCUACGCACGGAGAGACAGCCCCACCUACGAUCCCUACAAACGCUCGCCGUCGGAGUCCAGCUCCGAAUCCCGCUCGCGGUCGCGCACUCCGUCUCUCGGCCACGAGGAGAAGAUCACCUUCAUCACCAGCUUUGGCGGCAGCGAUGAAGAAGCGGCGGCGGCGGCAGCAUCGGCGCAAGCCGGUGGCGUCCCUGGAAAAGCCACCGCUCCUGGCAAACAGCGCUGUGCCCCAGGGCAGCCGGGCAGCGCCACGACAGGUCAUAGCGCCUUGUCCCGGAGACGCUCUUCAUCCUCCUCCACCUCGCCGUCCUCCUCCUCGUCCUCCAGCUCCCGCUCCAGCUCCCGCUCGCACCGAGGCGGUGGCUACCACCGCUCCAGCCGCUAUUGCCGCUCGCACAGCCGCCGUUACUCGCGCUCCCGCAGCCGCAGCCGCCGCUACUCCGGAGGAGGUUCCUGGGACAGCCGGCGCCGCUCUCGCUCCUAUUCCCCUGACCGGGGGUAUCGCUACAGCUCCCGCCGCCGCUCCAGGAGCCGUUCCAGGUCCGGAGAGCGUUACCGGCGAAGCGGCCGGUGCAGCCGCCACUGGAGCAGCAGCCGAAGCCCCAGCGACUCGCAGAGCCGCAGCAAGUCGGCGUCUCCGGUGCGAGAGAAGCCGCCGAGGCCCGCAGCGUCGCCCGCUGUGGGGGAGAAACUGAAAAAGGCUGACACUGCUGCCGGUAAAGAGACAGGAGCUGCCAAACCCAAGCUGACGCCGCAGGAGAAGCUGAAGCUGCGCAUGCAGAAAGCGCUGAACCGGCAGUUUAAAGCUGAUAAAAAGGCAGCACAGGAGAAAAUGCUGCAACAGGAGCACGAGAGACAGGAACGGGAGGAUGAGCUGCGUGCCAUGGCUCGGAAGAUCCGCAUGAAGGAGCGAGAACGCCGGGAGAAGGAGCGGGAGGAAUGGGAGCGGCAGUACAGCCGGCAGAGUCGGUCCCCGUCCCCGUCGCCGCGCUACAGCCGGGAUCACAGCUCCUCCCGCAGGCGCUCCCGAUCCCGGUCCCGAUCCCGAUCCCGGAGCCCUCACUACCGGCACUGACAGCGAUGGUGCCGGAUCUGCCGACGACAAAUAAAGAUGGAAAACUCUGAUCA